Molecule: messenger RNA, 5615 nt
Organism: Phacochoerus africanus (Common warthog)
Lineage: Eukaryota; Metazoa; Chordata; Mammalia; Artiodactyla; Suidae
Gene: KRAS
Product: KRAS proto-oncogene, GTPase
Exons: 7
Coding region: 600-1283 (227 amino acids)
Biological process (GO): Ras protein signal transduction
Cellular component (GO): plasma membrane
Molecular function (GO): GTP binding; GTPase activity; GDP binding
Source: RefSeq, a predicted model, not a curated record
GAGGCCAGAGAUCAGACCUACAUCCUCAUGGAUACUAGUUAGAUUCUUAACCAGCUAAGCCACAACAGAACUCCUCUAGUGGAUUUAAAUGUUGCUUGAUUUUUAAAAUCCAAGCAAAGAUUCUUUUUAGAAAUAACCACUGCAUGAAGAAGUGACAGAAGGUGUGUGUGUCUUUCAGAAAUCACACAUGUAUGUACAGCUAAGCGCUAAUCCAAGUAUUUGCCUGCUGUCUCUCCUAGGCUAGCAAACUUAUUGGUUGUAAGGACUUGGACCCCUUUACACUUUUAAAAAUUAUUGAAGGAUCCCAGUGUGAAAUAUGUCAGUAUUUACCAUAAUAGAAAUUAAAAUUGAGAAUUAAAGAAAUAUUAAUUCAUUUUUUUAAAAAGGAAAUAACAAGCCUAUUACUUGAUAACAUAAAUAGAAUUUCUUAUGAAAAAUAACUUUUCCAAAACACAAAAAUUAAAAGAGUGGCAUUGUUUCACACUUUUCCAAAUCUCUCUAAUUAUAUGGCUUAAUAGAAGACAUCUGGAUCCUCAUAGCUGCUUCUGUAUACGGUCCGUGGUGAUCACACGUCUUGAAAAUUCUCCGGCCUGCUGAAAAUGACUGAAUAUAAACUUGUGGUAGUUGGAGCUGGUGGCGUAGGCAAGAGUGCCUUGACGAUACAGCUAAUUCAGAAUCACUUUGUGGAUGAAUAUGAUCCUACGAUAGAGGAUUCCUACAGGAAACAAGUAGUAAUUGAUGGAGAAACCUGUCUCUUGGAUAUUCUCGACACAGCAGGUCAAGAGGAGUACAGUGCAAUGAGGGACCAGUACAUGAGGACUGGGGAGGGCUUUCUUUGUGUAUUUGCCAUAAAUAAUACUAAGUCAUUUGAAGAUAUUCACCAUUAUAGAGAACAAAUAAAAAGAGUUAAAGACUCUGAAGAUGUACCUAUGGUCCUAGUAGGAAAUAAAUGUGAUUUGCCUUCUAGAACAGUAGACACAAAACAGGCUCAGGACUUAGCAAGAAGUUAUGGAAUUCCUUUUAUUGAAACAUCAGCAAAGACAAGACAGAGAGUGGAGGAUGCUUUUUAUACAUUGGUGAGAGAGAUCCGACAAUACAGAUUGAAAAAAAUCAGCAAAGAAGAAAAGACUCCUGGCUGUGUGAAAAUUAAAAAAUGCAUUAUAAUGGGUGUUGACGAUGCCUUCUAUACAUUAGUUCGAGAAAUUCGAAAACAUAAAGAAAAGAUGAGCAAAGAUGGUAAAAAGAAGAAAAAGAAGUCAAAGACAAAGUGUAUAAUUAUGUAAAUACAAUUUGUACUUUUUUCUUAAGGCAUACUUAAGUAAAAGUGGUAAUUUUUGUACAUUACACUAAAUUAUUAGCAUUUGUUUUAGCAUUACCUAAUUUUCUUUCUGCUCCAUCCAUACUGUUAGCUUUUAUCUUGAAUGCUUAUUUUAAAAUGACAGUGGAAACUUUUUUUCCUCUAAGUGCCAGUAUUCCCUGAGUUUUGGUUUUUGAACUAGCAAUGCCUGUGAAAAAGAAACUGAACACCUGAGAUUUCUGUCUUGGGGUUUUUGGUGCAUGCAGUCAAUUACUUCCUAUUUUUCUUACCAAUUGUGGACUUUAGUGUGAAACAAAUUAAUGAACCUUUCAAAUCAUCCCUAGUCUAUGUUUUAUCUGGUCACAUACAUGGGUCAAUUACUAAUUAUAACUUCACUUGGAAUUUCAAGAUUGGUUUUAUUGAAACAUUGAGGGAACACGAAUUUAUGGACUUCCUAUAGAUUCAUCUUGUAUGCAUCAUGUCCUGUAGUUUCAGUUACCCUUGUAUGAAUGUAAGGUUACACUGUUCACAAAGGUUUUCUUCUUUCCACUGCUAUUUGUCAUGGUCAUGUUUCCAAAAAUAUUAUAUUUUUUCUAUAAAAAGGGAAAAAAUGGAAAAAAAUACAAGGCAAUGGAAAAUACUAAAAGGCCAUUUACUUUCUGCAUUAGAUAAAUUCCUAUAAUACUCUGAAUAGCUUCUCCUGUUAAGUAAGACCCAGUAUGUAAUGAGGAUUAUAAUAACCAUUUUGGGGCUAUAUUUACAUGCUACUAAAUUUUUGUAAUGAUUGAAAAAAAUUUAACAUGUAUAAAAAAUUUUCAUAGGAAUUAAAUAUAGUCUCCCUGUGUCAGAAUGCUUUCUUAGCAUAACUUUAAAUCUUUUCUUGAACUUCAGUCUUUGAAAGUAGUUUUAAUUCUACUGAUAGUGACGUUAAAGAUUAUUUGGGCCAGUUAGCUUAGUAGGUUACAAAGGCCAGGCUUUGUGUGAACCUUUGAGCGCCACUGAGAGCUUCACAGGUGGACUGCAUUCCUGUGAUCCUCCAGUGUUGUUAUGCCUGGGCUGGUCAGGAAUGGCGACUAGGAGAGAGUUUGGUUAGCUCAGCAAGGUACAUUGUCACCAUGUGGUAGUCCUACUCAGGAACAUCACUUUUGUUGAAAUUAAAAAAAAAAAAAAAAAAAGAACUUAAAAAAAACAUUAUUUUUAAUGAGAUUUUAGGGUGGGGUAGCAAGAUUUUAAUUUUUUUUAAAUGAAAUGAAAAAGUUUCAAAAUCUUGAGUAUUGGCUAGUUCUCUUAACACUGGCUGAAGUAACAUUUCAUAAACACUUUACAAGUCUGGUCCAUAUUUAAGAAUACCUGAUGCUUAUAAAAUAGAUAAUAAUUAAUGGUAACAAAAUGAUUCUUUCAGUGCAUUUAACAUGUUAACUUAUUUUAAAAUAUUUGAAGUGAGAUGGUUGUGUUGAGGUGAAAAUAUCACUGGACAAGGAGGAAGGUGACUUAGAUUCUAGUUUUGUGUCUUUUACAAUUUGGGGCAAAUCACUUACUCUCCAUUUUUUCAUGCUUAAAAGGCAUCUCAAAGGCUGUAUCUAGCAUUACAACUAUGUGAUUUACAUUUACUUUACAUAAGGAUAUACCUAUUUGUCAGUCUCAGCACAAUCUGUAACUUUUCACCUGUGUUAUCACCUUCAGUGCCAGCCUUAGGCAAAAUUGUGCAAGAGGUGAAGUGUAUUUUUGAAUAUUCAUUCUCUGGUUUGAGGACUUCUUCCACAUUAGUGUUGUCUUGCCUGCCUACCCUUCUACAUACCCCAUGACUAGAUGCUUUUUCUUUUAAUAUUUCUGAUUCCCCCAACCUCAAGAUUUAUUGCUGCUUUGGUUAUCUCCAUGAAGGCUUCCCAUCAAGUCACAUCGAAUACCCUACAUCUGACUUCCUCAGGCUCAACAUAAUCUCACAGAUACUCUCAUGGGAUUUGACCUGAUAGCUCAUUUUUAGGUGGUGGCUGUAGCAAUUUAACCUUGAUCUUCUGAAUGUCAUCUCUUUGCUACCAGGACUAUCAGUGACUAAGUGGGAAUUUUCAUAUCUGCUGGGAGUAGACAGAACCCUGUCCGGUGGAAGAAUUUAAUAAAGAAUAUGCUGAAAGAAUUCCUUACAUAGUCUAUAACUAGGACUAGUCCUGCUAAUAGUGAUACAUUCCAUUGUUUUAAAAACUAAAAUCUUAUAAUGAAAGAUACUUUAAAAUUUAAUUAAUAAAGUUUAAUCUUUUGGCAGAGUUCACUUAUUCAACAAAUAUUUGAGUGCCUACUAGAUGCCAGGCACUACGCAAGGCUCUGGGGAUAUUAUAGUAUCCCCAAGAAAGGGACAUGAUCCUUAUCCUUAAGUAGUUCUUUGGUUCUAGAGUGGGCUAUAACAUCUUAGGCAUUUGGCAGAUGACCCAGAUAUAACAUAAUGCAUAUUGUGGUUUUGCAAAGAAGGGAUCUGGUCUCUAAGGUUUCUUCCGGUUCUAAAAUAAUUGUUUUGCUCUGAUUCUCAUGUAACUGUUUAAAGAAGCUACAUCUUUUUAUUAAAUCAGUUUACUUCAUUGUUUUAAAGAAAUAAAUUUGAUAUAUUUGGCAUAAUCAUGUGAUUCUAUUGGGACAAUUAUAGUACAAAUUAAUUUGUAUGUCAGAUAAUAUUAAAAUUCCCUUAUGUGUAAUAUAGUCUCUUUGUAUAAGUAAUUAAAAUAAACUUUAAAAAUUAAAUACUGAAUUCUAAAAUAGUUUAUCUGGGUAAAAAUAAACAGAUGCCUGCACUAAUUUCAGAAAAGGCAACUUCUCUGUAAAAUCAGUAUGAUUUCUAAAAUGCAGUACUAAACUACAUGUUUAUGGAACAUUAUCUAGGUAAGGUGUUAAGACUUACGUAGUACCUCCUCUUGUUUAUACACAAGAGAAAGAAAUGGCCAUACUUCAGGAAUUGCAGUGCGUAACUGAGGGGAUUUUUAGGACUCCUGAAUUUUUGAUGUAGCCGGGCAAUUUUUUUUAUGGAAGUGGUUAUUAUCCUUUAUUAUGUGAAUUUUGAAUGGUUUAAUAAAAGGUUUGUUUUUGUGGAGAUUUUAAAAGGGGAGAGAGAAUCCUAGAAAUAACAUAAAUGUUACCAGAUUAUUACAGCCUUAAUGAUAAAAAUCCUUGUCGAAGUUGAAAAAUAUUGCUAAAUUACAUAGUUUUAGACAUGUUUGUGGAAGAAUGUAGCAGAAGUAUUUAGUAUAAUCUGAGUGAAUAUCUCCAAUUAGGAAUUCUAGGCUCCAUUUAAACUGAGUCACACUGCAUAGGAAUUAGAACCAAAUUUACAGGUUAUCAAAAUCUUGGCCACCAUUGCACAAUUUUGUCCUAAAAUAUAUUGAAACUUUGUGAGGCAUGUUAAGUUGCAGUUUGCACAAGUUCAUCUCAUUUGUAUUCCAGUAAUUUUUUUUUCUUCUACCCAUGUUUUUCUAAAUAUAUACACAUUUAGGGGUUUUUUUGGUAGGCAGUAAAAACUGUCUGCCAUUUCCAUUUGUCAAAAAGUAAUGAUUUCUUGAUGACUGAUUAUAUAUUAAUUUUUAAUAACCCAUUAGUUACUUUAAAGCUCAAUUUAUAUUUAUUCACUUUGGUGUUAAUAUUGGGUAGCAUGAAAUCUGCAUUGAGAAACUGAACAGCAUACAACUUGGUAGCUGUAAAUUCCUUCAGAAAAUGAAAUUUCUUUAAAGAUACAUUCACAUCAGUUCUUAAAGAAUAGUCGUAACUAGAUUAAUACUUGUUUUAGUUUAAUAGUUUUAAGUGCCUGUUUGAGAUGAUAAUAGGCAGUUUUAGAUGAAUUUAGGGAAAAGUUAUUACCUGCAGAAAUGUCACAGAAGGUCCCCUUCCCUAUAGCGUUAAAUGGGUUAUGUAAUGUUUUAUCCAGAAGUUUCCAAUUCCACUGUCUUGUGUUUUCAUGUUGAAAAUACUUUUGCAUUUUUCCUUUGAGUGCCAAUUUCUUACUAGUACUAUUUCUUAAUGUAACAUGUUUACCUGGAAUGUAUUUUAACUAUUUUUGUAUAGUGUAAACUGAAACAUGCACAUUUUGUACAUUGUGCUUUUUUUCCGUGGGACAAAUGCAGUGUGAUCCAGUUGUUUUCCAUCAUUUGGUUGCGCUGACCUAGGAAUGUUGGUCAUAUCAAACAUUAAAAUUAAAAAUGACCACUCUUUUAAUUAAAAUUAACUUUUAAAUGUUUCUAGGAGUACGUGCUGUGAAGUGAUCUGAAAUUUGUAAUAUUUUUGUCAUGAACUGUACUGCUCCUAAUUAUUGUAAUGUAAUAAAAAAUAGUUAUGGUGACUA